AGGCCACUACGCCCGAGCCAUUCAGUCCUAUACCGAUGCGAUUGACUACGAUUCCACUGAGUGCACCUACUAUUCCAACCGUGCCAUGGCGUACCUCAAAGUGGGCGAGUGGGAACGUGUGGUAGAAGACUGUGAUACGGCCCUGUCGAUUGACCCAAAGAAUGUGAAGGCACUGAUGCGACGAGCGACAUCCCGCACAGCCACUGGCGCUGAUGAACUGGCCAUAGCCGACUUCCGAGCAGUUCUAAAAAUAGAACCCACCAACACCCAGGCCAAGUCGGCGCUCGAGAAACUGUCCGCGCCAAUUGGCAGCAUUAGCAGAAAGACGGGGCCCACCGUACCACAUGCAGGUACAAGUGUUAGUGGGACUGAUGUUAAGGCUGGGGCUGAGGCUGGGGAGAGGAGAGGCACAGAUAAAACAGGCGGGACAGUGGAGAGUUUGGAUAUGAGUGCGGAAGCCAGUGCCACGGCCGACCAAAUAGUGAAGGAAAUCGGGCAGAAAUUGGGGUUGAAGGGCAAGAGCCAGAAGGAGCAGAACAAGAAACAGGCGGAGAGUGUGCCCAAGAAAACGCUUAUCGAGGUGGUCGGUGAGACGGCUAGAGAAGGAUCUGACGGUGUAUCUCCCAGUGAUAAGGCCGGUGGGAAUAAACAGGCGGCCAACAGUAGAGUGGAUGAGAAGAAAGUGGAGAUCUUGGACGAUCCGGUGGUAGGGGAUGUGGGUGAGAGGGGCUUGAGUUGGGAUAGACACUCACACCAACAGGACACGAGCAAGCGUGAGAUGACAGACAUGGGAGGAGAAGAAGGCCAUGCACACUCUGCAAGUCCUGGCACUAAGGAGAUACCUGUGCUCAAGUCCAGUCUAAAAUCGACACAGCACGUGAGCCCGAAAAAGCGGGUUCAGGGUGCAGCUUUGUCCUCUAGUGAUAAGGCGAAGCACGUGGUGUUCGAUACAUCGAAGAAUUGCGUGCGAGUGGAUAACCCAGAGGUUGACGAGCAAAUGGUACCGAGCAUUUCGGAGGGAGAGAUGGGCACUGGUGUGUCUAAGAAGAGUCAGGUGAGAACGAGGGGCAUACCAAAAGUAGGUGCAAGCAAUUCGGAGAGGGAAGGCGGUAUACCUAGUGUAGGUACAACUAGAGGGGCCACAAAGGGGGCGAUGGUCGGUAGAGAUAAGACUGCCCUGAACACUGACACAGACACGGUAGGCCGUGGCGACCGACCGGUUGUACCGAGUGUCGGGGCUCAGUGGAGUGCUUCGACCAAGAUGUCACGGGCAAACAAGGCCUCAGGGGAAGGCGAGCAAGCACAUGGCGAGACACACCACGAGGAUACGGAGAGUGCGAGUAUUCCAAGCCCCACAUCAUCACCCCAGCAAACGACACCAGAGGUACAAAGCAAACAGUCAGGCCUCUCCGGUACACAAACAUCGGCUGAGACGGGUAGAGGUUCUGGUACUGUGCACGUGGGUGCUGGUGCUGGUAGUGAACACGUGGUCGUGCGAGCGCCUCAGAAUGCCGUGGAAUUCGAGCGCGCGUGGAAGGAGGCCAAAAAUGCUAUAUAUAUGCGGUACGCGCUGCUUCAGAGCAUCGGUACCGAACUGUACGCGCGCGUUUUCUCCACGUGCAUGGAUGAGGCGUUUGUGGCCAGCGUGCUGGAUGUGCUGAGCACGUGCUACAAACGGGAUCACGUGGCGGUAUACCCCGUACUGGUGGGGCUGAGUGGGGUGCCGCGGUUCAGUUUGGCGGUGAUGUUUAUGAGCACGGCGCAUAGUCAGAUGCUCGAGGGGCUGUUGGAGUAUGUGAGGGCGGAGGAGAGUGUGGGUGAGGCCCAGUUUGCUGCUCUGAAGAAGGCGUAUGCUUGAAGGUCCAAGACGGUGAGGACGACAGUGAGGGUGUUGGAGCGAUGCUCUGCACAUACGGGCGCGUUGGCGAUGGUCAGUGCAUCUGGUUAAGAUACAAUACACUAGCGGCCUCAACAUUCUACCGCCCUCUGGGACCUUCAUGGUUGAUGGUGCGGCGCAAAAUUCGGUACUUUUUGAGUUGCGAUAGUACGUAUUUACGUAUAGAUCGGAAGCGUGAGAUCGUGGAGAUGGCGCGCGCUGAAGACCACAAGGGGCAAAGCACAAGAUGUUGCUAGGCACACAAUACAUGGAGUGCGUGUGUUCGCCAACACACACAUCACUGCGAACGUCUUAGUAUAUGAAGUUUGUGGGGCCCAUAAGGCAUGGUUGUCACUGGUCAAUUGCACGUGUACGGUCGAUUAAACAAGUAGUUUACGUUACUGUUCGUUGCUAGAAGCAAGUAUCUUGUGAACCGAGCAGAACCAGUUUUGUUUAGGCACUACACUGCCAUCGCAAGGUUGUGACUCUUGCAUGGGUUGGAAAUUCGCUUUCAAGUGUGCAGUCACGAAUAAAUUGGCCCCGAGGCUGCA
Messenger RNA from Sphaeroforma arctica JP610, 2427 nucleotides. RefSeq lists its product as hypothetical. The transcript is spliced from 2 exons. Gene Ontology annotation, molecular function: protein binding. The annotation marks the transcript as partial. The record is from RefSeq and is a predicted model, not a curated record. NCBI's taxonomy places the organism in Eukaryota, Ichthyosporea, Ichthyophonida.